CAUCGUCUUGCAAUCAAGGAAUACCAAGCUGCCUCCCUCUGGUUGCUCUCAGUGUCUUAGGCUACGACUGCCCCAGUAAACUGGACAGCAAAUCACCCCUCCUUUUGUGUGGCGUGGCGAACAGCUGUGGCGGUGUCCACUUGGAAAAGGCCAGACUGCAACCCGGCCUGCCAAACAUCGAGUCCAGCCUCUGAGCUCACCAUCACCGACCGCCAACCAUCUCCAUCCCAAUCUCAUCCCGGUCAACACCCACGCGACCUCGACCUGGGACUUGGACUCGGUGUCUCGCCUCUCCUCCUCUCCUCCCCUCCGUCUCCUCCCACUUACGUCCACGCCUGCACCCGCUGCAGCGCCGUCUUCGCCGGUCCACCGACCGACCGACUGUCCGCCUCGCUAGCCUAUCCCGUCCAUUACCUCGGGUGCGCCGAAGCUCCCUGAUAUAUCCAUCAUGGCGUCCCCUCCUCCGACAGGCGAACAAUAUGGCGGAUUUCAGGGCCAGAACUACGAAGGCUAUGCCAACGACGAACAACCCGCCCAGCAAUCCUACGAAGAUCCGGCCGCCCAGCAACAGGCCGGUGCGCACAAGAAGAAGAAGCGAGGAUAUGCUGCCCAGGCCUUCGAGGUUGGCAGCGGCGCCAAUGCCACUGUAGGCGGCCAGCCUGUGGGAACCCCUCAAGCUUUCGGCGCCCCUCAGAACGAGCCCGCCUACGGAGGUUAUGCCCAACCCGACCCUCAACAAGCCGCUGGCCAGGGAUUCCAACAGUAUCCUCAAGGAUACGGCGCGCAACAGCCUGCCGCCGGCCAGGCUCCUGCCUAUGGCGGGUACCAAGCUCCCGAUCAGGGCUAUGCUGCUCCGGGUGCUCCCCAGCCUAUACCUGGAGCUCCGGCCGUUGGCGGCAUCACCCAGGGCAUGGGUGGCAUGAGCUUGGGUGGUCAGGCUCAACAGCCUCAGGCGGCUUCGCAGGCUCGGCCUGUUGCUCUCAAUCAGCUCUAUCCCACAGACCUUCUCGGCCAGCCCUUCAAUGUGUCUGAGUUGGACCUCCCUCCACCUCCGAUUAUCCUCCCUCCCAACACCAGCGUGACCCCGUCUCCCGAUGCCAACUGCAACCCGCGGUACUUCCGCUCCACGCUCAAUGCAGUCCCCACCACCAACUCCCUCCUGAAGAAGUCCAAGCUGCCCCUUGCGCUCGUCAUCCAGCCCUACGGUUCGCUCCACGACGACGAGGAUCCCGUGCCGGUUGUUCAGGACCAGGUCAUCUCCCGCUGCCGACGAUGCAGGACAUAUAUUAACCCUUACGUCACCUUUUUGGACCAGGGACACCGUUGGAGAUGUAACAUGUGCAACCUCACCAACGACGUUCCUCAGGCCUUUGAUUGGGAUGCCGCCGCCCAGCAGAGCGUGAACAGGUGGGAACGCCCCGAGCUAAACCACGCUGUGGUCGAGUUUGUUGCGCCGCAGGAGUACAUGGUCCGCCCCCCGCAGCCCCUGAUUUACCUAUUCUGCUUCGACGUGAGCUACGCUGCCGACUCGACUGGCCUACUUGCCACCAUGGCCCGAACUAUUCUGGAUAGCCUUAACCGGAUACCCAAUGCUGAUCGGCGCACUCGUCUGGGCUUCCUGGCCGUCGAUUCUGGCCUCCACUACUUCUCUAUUCCCAAGGACUCGGACGAGAACGGUGAGACUAGCAUGCUUGUCGUCAGCGACCUCGACGAGCCCUUCCUCCCCAUCCCCGCCGACCUCCUUGUUCCCCUUUCCGAGAGCCGCCAGAGCAUCGAGAACUUCCUCCAGAAGCUGCCCAACAUGUUCCAGAACAACCAGAGCAAUGGAUCUGCCAUGGGAUCUGCCCUCCGCGCAUCCCACAAGCUCAUCUCGUCCCUGGGUGGCAAGAUCGUGGUCCUUACCGCGUCGUUGCCUAACAUGGGCGUCGGCAAGCUAGAUAUGCGAGAGGACAAGAAACUUCUGGGUACGUCUAAGGAGGGCGGACUUCUGCAGACCGCCAACAGCUUCUACAAGAGCUUCGCCGUGGAGUGCUCCAAAAGCCAGGUCUCCAUCGACAUGUUCCUCUUCUCCUCUCAAUACCAGGACGUGGCUUCGCUCAGCAACCUCCCCAGGUAUACUGGAGGUCAGACGUGGUUCUACCCCGGCUGGCACGCGUCGCGACCGGAGGAUGCCCUCAAGUUCGCCUCCGAGUUUAGCGACUACUUGUCGUCGGAGAUUGGCCUCGAGGCUGUGCUUCGAGUUCGCGCCACUAGCGGUCUACGCAUGAACACCUUCUACGGCAACUUCUUCAACCGCAGCUCCGAUCUCUGCGCAUUCCCCGCCUUCCCUCGCGACCAAUGCUACGUGGUCGAGGUGGCAAUUGACGAGAACAUUAACAAGAAUGUCAUCUGCCUCCAAGCUGCCGUUCUGCACACGACUUGUAACGGCGAGCGCCGCAUUCGUGUCAUGACAUUGGCUCUCCCCACGACGACAAACCUGUCCGACAUGUACGCUUCCGCGGACCAGUGCGCCAUCACCACUUACUUCAGUCACAAGGCUGUCGAGCGCGCCCUGUCCAGUGGAUUAGAUGCUGCUCGGGAUGCGCUCCAGAGCAAGCUUACUGAGCUCCUUCAGACCUUCAAGAAGGAGCUUGCUGGAGGAAGCAUGGGCGGCGGCCUGCAGUUCCCGGCCAACCUCCGUGGUCUUCCCCUCCUUUUCCUGGGUCUGAUCAAGAACGUUGGUCUCCGCAAGUCGGCCCAGAUCCCCUCGGAUAUCCGAUCAGCUGCUCUCUGCCUCCUGUCAACACUCCCUGUGCCGCUCUUGAUGCGAUUCAUCUACCCUCGACUCUACUCGCUCCACGACAUGCCCGACAAUGCCGGAACUCCUGAUCCGGAGACUGGUCACAUCGUGCUGCCGCCAGCCCUCAAUCUCUCAUCAGAGAAGUUUGUGCCAUACGGACUGUACCUGAUCGACGACGGCCAAACUCAGUUCCUGUGGGUUGGCCGCGACGCGGUACCGCAGCUUAUCAUGGAUGUGUUUGGUGUGGAGGACAAGGCUCAACUCGCCGUGGGCAAGGGUCGUGUCCCGGAGUUGGAGAGCGACUUCAACGAGCGCAUCCGAGCUGUGGUGCAGAAGAGCCGGGACUACAAGUCACUAGGCGUGGGAAGCAUCACGGUGCCGCACUUGUACAUUGUACGGGAAGAUGGCGAGCCCAGCUUGAAGCUGUGGGCACAGACAAUGCUGGUGGAGGACCGGGCAGACCAGGGCGUGAGCGCAGGCCAAUGGCUGGGUAUGAUGCGAGAAAAGGUUGUUCAGUAGUGCGAAUCGGACGACGAGUUCAUACCUAUGUAGACGCAAAAGGAUCGAGGAGCGGCCGUAAUUUGGAGACGUGGUUCAAGGAAGCGGGAGUCGGCGUGGGCAGGUGGAGGGUGGAGCAAUUGAUACGAGAAGAGAAAUGAUAUCUACUAGAGAGAAUGGAAUGAUGUUUCGAGGCAUCUACGUACACAAAC
Molecule: messenger RNA, 3489 nt
Organism: Ilyonectria robusta
Lineage: Eukaryota; Fungi; Ascomycota; Sordariomycetes; Hypocreales; Nectriaceae
Exons: 3
Coding region: 449-3298 (949 amino acids)
Biological process (GO): COPII-coated vesicle cargo loading; intracellular protein transport; endoplasmic reticulum to Golgi vesicle-mediated transport
Cellular component (GO): COPII vesicle coat; endoplasmic reticulum exit site
Molecular function (GO): zinc ion binding; SNARE binding
Source: RefSeq, a predicted model, not a curated record